AUGGAGCAACAACCGUUGGAUACGAGCAUCGAAGUGAAGCCGUUAGCGACACAACAACCACUUCACACGAGCGAAGUGAUACCAUUAGCGGCGGCGCAACCACUUCACACGACCGAUCUAGACGACGAAGACGAGAACGUCAAACAGCUCGAUGAAUGUUCUUCUCUCUAUCUCUUGAUGCAGGAUUGCGUUGUUCGUUCUAACAGGAAUUGGAAAGAAUGCCAGAAAGAAAUACAAGCUUUGAGGGAAUGCUCGGAAAACAGAAAGAAAAAUAAACCAGAAACGUGA
Vicia faba (fava bean) is the source of this 288-nucleotide messenger RNA. The record is from the annotation of a GenBank genome assembly. Lineage: Eukaryota; Viridiplantae; Streptophyta; Magnoliopsida; Fabales; Fabaceae.